CACAAAAACACCUGGCCGCCCAGCCACUCGAGUCGAAUCCUUACGCCUUACGCCCCGGGGGGGCCACGUAAAUUGAACAAAAAACCACAGCCGCCAUCAUGUACGGAAUGCUGUACGAGAGCGUGCAGCACUAUAUCCAGGAGGAAUACGGCAUGGAGACAUGGACAAAGAUCUGCCAGAUAGUCGACUGCAAGCAUAAUAGCUUUAAAACGCAUCAAAUAUAUCCGGAUAAGCUGAUGCCGGAUAUUGCCGCAGCGCUAUCCGCCUGUACGGGCGAGUCCUUUGACUUUUGCAUGAACUUCUUUGGCAAAUGUUUCGUGCGCUUCUUCAGUAACUUUGGCUAUGACAAGAUGAUACGCUCGACGGGUCGGUAUUUUUGCGAUUUCCUGCAGUCCAUCGAUAAUAUACAUCUGCAGAUGAGAUUCACAUACCCGAAGAUGAAGUCGCCCAGCAUGCAGCUGACCAAUAUGGAUGAUAAUGGAGCGGUCAUAUUAUAUCGCAGCGGGCGCACAGGCAUGUCCAAAUAUCUCAUCGGACAGAUGACGGAGGUGGCCCGGGAGUUCUAUGGCCUGCAAAUGACAGCCUAUGUUAUCGAGAGUCAGAAUGAUAUAUGCGGCGGCACCGCGGGACCCAUUAAGCUCUCCGACGGUCCCUUAACGGUAAUAGUUAAGUAUCGCCUGGACUUUGACAACCGCGACUAUAUGGCCCAACGUGUCAACGUUGUCGCCCAUCCAUCGCAGCUGAAGAUGCCGUCGGUGGACCUGAACGUGUUCCUAGAGCUGUUCCCCUUUACAAUUGUUUUGAAUCAUGACAUGAAAAUAACGCUAGCUGGCGAGAAGAUCAUUGAGACUUGGAUACUGCAUAAUCCGGGCGUUAAUCCCAAGAGCUUUAUUGGCACCCAUGUCAUGGAUGUGUUCAAGUGCCGGCGGCCAAAAGACACCAAAAUCGAGUGGGAUACCAUUUUACAGAUGCGAACCGUGCUGUUCGAGAUGGAGCUGAUACGCACCGGGCACAGUCGAGCCGCCUAUGAUGCGGCCCUCAAUCUCGAUUAUGAGAACUACGACGACUCGAGCUUGAACGAGGCACAGACCAUGGCAGUGGCCAAGGCCCAGGAGUUUGAAAAGGAGCAUGAAAAGGAUGAAGAAGAAGCGGCAGCAGCAACGAAGGAAAUCGAUCCGGCCACAGGAUUGCGCAGGGCUUCAGUAGGUCUUCGUUCUAUUCUGCUCAAGGGUCAGAUGUUCUAUAUCAAGGAUGUGGACUCGUUAAUCUUUCUGUGCAGCCCCUUGAUUGAGAAUCUGGACGAGCUGCAUGGCAUCGGCUUAUACCUGAAUGAUCUCAAUCCACAUGGCCUGAGCCGUGAGCUGGUCAUGGCGGGCUGGCAGCAUUGCUCUAAGCUAGAGAUUAUGUUCGAGAAGGAGGAGCAGCGCUCCGAUGAGCUGGAAAAGUCCUUGGAGCUGGCCGAUUCAUGGAAGCGACAAGGUGACGAACUGCUCUACUCCAUGAUACCACGACCCAUUGCGGAGCGCAUGCGAAUGGGACAAGAGCACGUCUGUCAAAGCUUUGAGGAGGUCUCCGUCAUCUUCAUUGAAGUAAUGAAUAUUUACGACAGCGGCUCAACCAACGUACAGGAAGCCAUGCAGGCUGUCAACACCCUAAACAAGGUGUUCUCUGCGCUGGACGAGGAGAUCAUAUCGCCAUUUGUCUAUAAGGUAGAGACCGUGGGCAUGGUCUAUAUGGCAGUGUCUGGAGCACCGGAUAUCAAUCCUCUGCAUGCCGAACACGCCUGCGACUUGGCGUUGCGCGUUAUUAAGAAGGUGAAGGCCCACAAUCUUCCGGAUGUGGCUAUCCGCGUGGGCAUCAAUUCUGGUCCAGUGGUAGCUGGUGUGGUUGGCAUGAAGGUGCCACGGUACUGCCUCUUCGGGGAUACUGUGAAUACGGCCUCGCGCAUGGAGAGCAGCUGCGAUCCUUGGAAGAUACAAUUGUCCAACUACACGGCCAUGAAAGUGCGGGAGGUGGGAUACAAAGUGGAGGCGCGCGGCUUUGUGAAAGUUAAGGGCAAGGGGGAUAUGGAAACCUAUUGGUUGCUCGCAGGACCAGAAUAAUAAACUUAUUAUAUAAAAGUGCAAGUCAAUAUAUCUGUCUUUGUAGUACUAAAUGACACUUUAAUGUAAA
Drosophila montana is the source of this 2172-nucleotide messenger RNA. RefSeq names its product soluble guanylate cyclase 89Db. Bases 99 to 2102 code for a protein of 667 amino acids. The record is from RefSeq and is a predicted model, not a curated record. Gene Ontology annotation, molecular function: heme binding; guanylate cyclase activity. Gene Ontology annotation, cellular component: guanylate cyclase complex, soluble. Lineage: Eukaryota; Metazoa; Arthropoda; Insecta; Diptera; Drosophilidae. The transcript has a single exon. Gene Ontology annotation, biological process: response to oxygen levels; nitric oxide-cGMP-mediated signaling; cGMP biosynthetic process.